UAAACCACUUCAUUCCGGCUAACUGAGCGGGCUGUAGUUGUUUUUAAAUGGUUAAUUUAGCGAACUUCGACGCUCUGAUUUUCCAGUUGAACUGCAACGCAGCAUAACUGUUACGGGUUGGAACACUCGCUAAACGAAGAAGCAUCCGGUACACGAUAAAGAAACUUUCACUUCGCAAUGUCAGGCUCAGUUCCAGAAGGUGCUGGUGGAGCGCCUAGCAACAAACGUUUGCACCAGACCCAGGCCCAAGUUGAUGAGGUGGUGGAUAUAAUGCGUGUAAAUGUGGACAAAGUGCUGGAACGGGACCAGAAAUUGUCUGAACUGGACGACCGAGCAGAUGCACUCCAGGCUGGAGCUUCCCAGUUUGAGACCAGUGCUGCCAAGCUCAAAAGGAAGUACUGGUGGAAGAACUGCAAGAUGUGGGCUAUCCUGAUCGCUGUCCUGCUGAUCAUCGUGAUCAUCAUUAUCAUUUGGUCAAAAUCGUAAAACACUGGCAGGCACAGGAGGAAGGAAGAGGAUAUUAGCAACACGCAUCACUGAUGUUUUAGAGGCAGGGGUCACAUGAUUAGAUUAAAGAUUAAAGUACCAAUGAUUGUCACACACACACUAGAUGUGGUGAAAUUUGUCCUCUGCAUUUGUCCCAUCCCCUUGGGGAGCAGCGGGCAGCAGCGGCGCCGCGCCCGGGAAUCAUUUUGGUGAUUUAACCCCCAACUCCAACCCUUUGUUGCUGAGUGCCAGUAGUGGCUUCUUUGUUCCAUAUUUUCUCCCUGGAAAGGCAAGCGGGCUAUCAUUUCUUGUCCUCAGUGUGCACGCACUCCUAUGUGCCUCAGUAAAGGAUAACGGCUAAGUACCGGUCUUACCGGCAUUACUACACUAUACCAGAUUUAGUGUCAAGCCACAUACCAAAGACACGCAGCUAAUUAAUUGAACCCAAACUCAACCAGUGUCACAUGUUGAACGCUAACUUGCCUUUUUACAUACAAGCAUUGCUAUCCAUUGGACAAGAAAUAAGAUGUAUAGUUGUGAACUCCUCUGAAAAUUGUGUUCAAUGUUUUAUUCGCCAAUAAUGUGUGCCAAGUUUAGAUGUGCCUUUAGAAAUACUGACCGUUUUCUUUGAAACUGUUCUGGUUAUCACUGGAGCAAUGUUCAACAUCUGAAUUGUUCCAGUCAUUAAGAAUAUACAGUACAGGCCAAAAUUUUGGAUACACCUUCUCAUUCAAUGUGUUUUCUUUCUUUUCAUGACUAUUUACAUUGUAGAUUGUCACUGAAGGCAUCAAAACUAUGAAUGAACACAUGUGGAGUUAUGUACUUAACAAAAAAAGGUGAAAUAACUGAAAACGUGUUUUAUAUUCUAAUUUCUUCAAAAUAGCCACCCUUUGCUCUGAUUACUGCUUUGCACACUCUUGGCAUUCUCUGGAUGAGCUUCAAGAGGUAGUCACCUGAAAUGGUUUUCACUUCACAGGUGUCAUAGUUUUGAUGCCUUCAGUGACAAUCUACAUGGUAAAUAGUCUUGAAAUUAAAGAAAACGCAUUGAAAUGAGAAGGUGUGUCCAAACUUUUGGCCUGUACUGUAUAUAUACUGUAUAUACAUUCUGCCUAAUUUCAAAACAGCGCUGUUAAGAGUCGAUCAUGCCACCUAAUGCCGUAACUUAUUUAUACACAUGGGCUGAGUGCUUAUGUACUUUUAUUUUGAAGACAUUAGAUUUUAGUUGCAAUAUAUUUUCAUUUCCUGAGAGUAAAAUUUGAUUGUGAAUGCAGGAAAGCCUGUUUGCAUCUUGGUGUCAGGAAGAGUCUCCAUUUAAACAAGUGCCUAAAGUAUCUUAAAUUGGAAGAACUUAUUUCUUUUUGAUAUAUUUUGUCUAAAAGAACGACAAUCUAAUUUUCGACAAAUGUCACCAUCGACGGAAAGGAAUAUGCCUUUAUUCUUUCUGCAAUGGUAAAAUUCCGGAUACAUCUAUGCAGCAGUCCAUGGAAUAUUCACUACCAGAGUAGUGCCUUCUAAAUCCACAGAAAUGCAGCUCUCAUUAUUAAUGUAUGUAUCCCAUCUCAAUCAAAUUCAUCCAUAUUUCAUGCCCUUUUAUUACGCAUGUAGCUAUGUUUUGAAACUAAUGUAUGUAGAACUAAUAUUGAAGGUUGGUUUUGUUUGUGUCCACUCCUGCCAAGCAUUGCAGCUGCUUGCAUUUGUAUUAAACGUUAGUUGGGAAUUGA
This is a messenger RNA of Entelurus aequoreus (snake pipefish), 2207 nucleotides long. It is a transcript of the gene vamp3, whose product is annotated as vesicle-associated membrane protein 3 (cellubrevin). Gene Ontology annotation, biological process: SNARE complex assembly; vesicle fusion; vesicle-mediated transport. Gene Ontology annotation, cellular component: plasma membrane; SNARE complex. Gene Ontology annotation, molecular function: SNAP receptor activity; syntaxin-1 binding. NCBI's taxonomy places the organism in Eukaryota, Metazoa, Chordata, Actinopteri, Syngnathiformes, Syngnathidae. The transcript has 5 exons. The record is from RefSeq and is a predicted model, not a curated record. The coding region runs from base 178 to 486 and encodes 102 amino acids.